GAAGAAAGAGAUUAGAGUCUGUAGAAAGUUCAGGAAACGUCCUUCACUCGUCGAAGGAGAACGGGUAUUUACAAGUAUGGUUUGCCUAAGUUAAACGCCUGUUCUCCUUUGACCCAAUCGUUCAAUUUCCGAUUCAUAGGAGCAUUGUUGUGAUCGAAGAGAUUCUUGGUUUCUUGGUCUCUGUGGUCUGCUUCUCUGUAUCUGUUGAUGUAUCUUGCUGUUUUCAAAGAGGAGGAUCGGCUUCUGAAUGUGCCCUACUCAUCUCUGGAUGUUCUCAGGCCAUUAAGUCUGCCUUUGGAACAGAAGUCCUUCUGUUUUUGUAUCCCCAUAGAUCGAUGGGAUAAGGAGUUCUUUAAGCUUGAGGGUUGAUAAUAACUGUUUGUCAAAUUUCUAGAGAUUUUUGUAGAAUACUUGGUUUGAGAUGAGUUCUUCACAAGGGUCCACAUUUUCAACAAAUAUGGCUGGUUUUGUUGAUGGCUCGUCAGCACGCAAAGAGGUUUCGUACAUUGAUUAUUUGCCAGUUUAUGUUAGGGAGCUGAUAGCUGGUGGUGCUGCUGGCGCAUUUGCUAAAACAGCUGUUGCACCUUUAGAACGGGUUAAAAUUCUCUUGCAGACUAGGACUGAAGGUUUCCAAUCACUUGGCGUGUAUCAAUCCUUAAAGAAAGUUCUCAAGCAUGAAGGGGUUCUUGGAUUCUAUAAGGGGAAUGGAGUUAGUGUUCUUCGAAUUGUUCCUUAUGCAGCUUUACAUUUUAUGACUUAUGAGCAGUAUCGGUUAUGGAUCUUGAAUAACUAUCCUGCCUUUGGAUCAGGGCCUGUUGUAGAUCUCUUGGCUGGUUCUGUUGCUGGGGGAACAGCAGUUUUAUGCACUUACCCCUUGGAUCUGGCUCGUACUAAGCUUGCUUAUCAGGCAAGUAGAUUUCAUGAAUAUUUCUUUCUUGAGCCUGGAACUAGCAUCAUGCUAGCUCUGGAAGUUCUAAAAGUGAACUUGUGGUUUCAAGGAGCUUGUGUUUCUAAAUGUUGUACGCAUUCAUUCAAUUAUUUUCACUGCUUAUCAAGUUUCAGACUAUUAAAGGAGAUAAUAGUUGAGGAUGCCAGAGGAAGUUUAAGCUGUGGUGUGAAAAGUGUAUACUCAAGACCAAUGUAUGGUGGCAUAAAAGAUGUACUGACGACUGUCUACAAGGAAGGGGGAGUGCGUGCAUUAUACCGAGGUUUAGGUCCAACACUCACUGGAAUUCUUCCUUAUGCUGGUUUGAAGUUCUAUAUUUAUGAGGAACUCAAGAGUCAUGUUCCUGAAGAGCACCAAAAGUGCAUUGUGAUGCGUCUUUCUUGUGGAGCCCUAGCUGGGUUAUUAGGUCAGACCUUCACAUACCCACUGGAUGUUGUUAGGAGACAGAUGCAGGUUGAAAGUCUUCAACCUUCAGUUCAAGGCGAUACCAGAUGCAGAAACACAAUGGAAGGGCUGACCACUAUUGCCCGUAAUCAAGGAUGGAAACAGUUGUUUGCUGGCCUUAGCAUUAAUUAUAUAAAGAUUGUUCCUUCUGUUGCAAUUGGUUUCACAGCAUAUGACAUGAUGAAGGCUUGGCUUCACAUCCCACCAAGACAGAAAUCUAAGUCAGCAUCCACUGGAUAAAUCCCAAAAACCAGCCCUUUGUGAUGAGAAUGAAUGUGAGGGUAGCUGAUCAAAGAUGACCUUCUGAACGUGCUCCAUCCAAAAUUACUUCGGUUUCGCAUGGUGAAUUGUAGCCAGACACAGGAAAAGAUAGAUUAGUUCAACAUUGUCUCAAAUGCCAAUUGCAAAUACAAACCUAGUGUGAUAUUGUUUACAUCAUAAAUUAUAAAAAUUUAAGAUCAUGCCACGUGUCAAAAUAUUUUUAAAUAAAUGGAGGAGAUUUUA
This is a messenger RNA of Rubroshorea leprosula, 1894 nucleotides long. NCBI's taxonomy places the organism in Eukaryota, Viridiplantae, Streptophyta, Magnoliopsida, Malvales, Dipterocarpaceae. The record is from the annotation of a GenBank genome assembly.